Messenger RNA from Spodoptera exigua (beet armyworm), 748 nucleotides. Lineage: Eukaryota; Metazoa; Arthropoda; Insecta; Lepidoptera; Noctuidae. The record is from the annotation of a GenBank genome assembly.
CGGCUAGUCAUUCUGCAACGCUUUGUAGCGACACAAGCCUGUCACGACCAUCGUUUAGUUCCAAUCAUGACGUCGCCGCACCAGCACAUUUAAAAUGUUACUCAUUUUAUUCACCUCCACGCUUUAUGCACUCGUGUUGUGCGAAGUGACUACGGUUACUGCGAAAGAUGUGAAACCCUACAUAUUUCCAAUCCCCUUCGAAUUACCGAACCGCAACGACCGCUCGGAACAAUGCUGGCUCCGCAUUGAGGAUGUCGAGUUGGUGGAGACCGUCACAAUAUACUGCUACAUCGCGCAGUCAUUCCUCAGCAACUAUAUUCACGACUACAACUCGAGGAAGAUGACUGAGGAUGCUGUGGACGUGAGCCUCUGGAUUGAGAAGCCGAGGCGGCACGAGGAGGACCUCACUCCUCCGGACAACUCUCAACACGAGAUCAAAGACUGGAGGGUGACGACUGUGCUGGACCCCACCACCCACAUGCGGUUGUACGUCACUAAGAACGCGGACUGCAGGCUGGUCAUGUACAGCAGGGAAGGCGUGACCAACUACAAAGUGGACUGUGAAAGGAUUCUAUACUACGUUAAUGUGCGCAUGAAUGCAAGUGCUGUGUUUCCCCGCGAACAAAACUUAAGACUUAUCCUAGCAAACUCUACACACGUCAUGCUGUCAACUGGUUUUUCUGUUUAUAUCACAUAUCCAUUCAUAGACGUGUUUAUCUCUGAAGAUGAAGGUAUUUCCUUGCUAUAA